UUAAAGAGGAUUUGUGUUUUGUGUACAUGGCAUAUUUUUAAUUUGAUAAAAUUUAAAGCAAAACAUGAAAUAAUUUGCGUGAAAUCAGUAACAUGGCAUUUGUGAGUGCAGUUACCGGUGAUGACUCCACGAGAAAAUUUAUGGACGUCUUGCAGAAUGAUUUCAAGACACUUAGCUUGGAAACCAAGAAAAAAUAUCCCCAGAUAAGAGAGGCAUGUGAUGAAGCAAUAGAAAAGCUAUCCCUAGCUGCCAAUAAUCCGCAGGCUUCAUUGUAUGGAGUUGUCAAUCAAAUACUAUAUCCUCUUGUACAAGGUUGUGAGUCAAAAGAUGUGAAGAUUAUAAAGUUCUGUCUGGGCACUAUUCAACGCCUGAUUGCCCAACAAGGCAUUGAUGCCAAAGGAGCCAGGCAUAUAGUUGACUGCUUGUUCAACUUGGGCCAGGCAAAUACACUUGAGCUGAAGUUAUUACAAACAGCUGCAUUGCUUAUGACUACCUCUGAUCUAGUACAUGGGGAUACUUUAGCUAGGACAAUGGUCCUGUGUAUGAAAAUGGUGGCAGCCUGUGAGGGUCGAGAUGUGAGCACAAGUCAUGCUGCAGCGGCCACUGUGAGGCAACUUGUUGCUUUAGUCUUCGAGAGGGCACUUGCUGAGGCAGAUGGCACACUGAAAGUGAAUCCUGCUGAUGUCAGAAUACAAACGAAUCAAAAAGCUCCAAAGGAUCUUAAACCUUGUGCUGUUGAUGCCUAUCUUAUUUUACAGGAUAUCAUACAAUUAAUCAAUGGUGAUGCUGCAAACUGGCUUGUUGGAAUAUCUGAUGUUCCAAAGACGUUUGGCUUGGAAUUGCUUGAUACUGUACUUACUGAUUUUUCACCUGUGUUCUUUAAAAUAACAGAAUUUAGAUUUUUACUGAAGGAGCAUGUAUGUGCAUUGAUAAUCAGGCUGUUUUCGCCAAAUGUUAAGUACAGGGCAGCGUUUACUGCCCCCCAUAUACCAGGUGGUGGAGCGGUGGGAACCCCUCCCGCCCCAGAUAGACCCCACUUUCCUGUUACUAUGAGAUUGCUUCGCUUGGUUUCUAUCAUACUGCACAAGUAUCACGAUUUACUGGUGACCGAGUGUGAGAUAUUCUUAUCUUUAACAAUAAAAUUCUUGGAUCCGGACAAACCGUUAUGGCAAAGAGCGCUCGCUUUGGAAGUGCUACAUAAAAUGACUAUACAACCUGAUCUUCUCAAAUCUUUCUGCGAGUGUUACGACAUGCGUCCGCACGCAACGAACAUCUUUCAAGAUAUCGUGAACGCGCUGGGCGCGUACGUCCAAAGUUUGUUCGUCGCUGCCAAUGUUAAUACUCAACCUGGAUCAACCGGGGUUCCUCAACAAGCUGGUUUUUAUUGGAAAGGUGUAUGGCUACCGCUUUGCGUCAUCUUCGAGCCUGGUACUGCAAAGUCUGUUUACAUAGAAAUGCUCGAUCGAACAGAAGCCCCCACAAUCCAAGAUGGCUACGGCAUAUCAGUUGCCUACGCAUGUCUUAUAGAGAUAAUUCGGUCCAUCGCUAUUAGUGUUGAAGGUGAAGAGUAUUAUAGGUUACAGGAACUGUAUGAUGAUAAUCAAAACGACAAUGAUGAGAAGGAAGUAAAUUCUAAUACCAAAGCUAUUAGUAAUAAAGACACAAAUGAGACCGAGACCAGAGAAAUAACGAAGAACGGACAUAGUGAGUCUGAUCAGAACUCGAAUAUAGUUAGGAAGGAUUCUGAAACGGAUGACAAAGAUCGGCAGCUUAGCUUACAGCUUAUAAAGUCAUCUUGGUGUGGUUUAGUUUGGGGUUUAUCAGUACUUGCAGAGGCCAGUAUUGGAGAACUGGAGAAUAUUUUGUGUGCCAUACAGACGCUUGCGAGAGUCAGCGGGAAGGUGGGUGUAACAAACGCUCGCGAUGCGUGUAUAGGCGCUCUAUGUCGUUGCGCUUUACCGGCUCAGUACUGUGUGCCUGUGUUAGGUGCAUUAGCGGCAUUAGCGUGUCCGUGGCCCGCUGCGCGUGCGCAACCCUCUCCACAGGCUGAUCUGAGACAUCAUGUUGUAUGGGUCGGGACUCCCUUACCCUGUGCGCAGCCACCUGGCCAGCAGCAGUCGUUCGUGAUGGUGACCUCUCGUCACGUCACAGCAAUGCGUGCCCUGCUUCAGGCGGCACGCCGGGAUGGAGACACUAUGCAACAAGCUUGGCUUCCGGUUCUUACUACGCUACAGCAUCUGGUAUGGAUCCUAGGUCUGAAGCCGUCGACAGGUGGGAGUAUGAAAGCCAGUCGUGCAAGUGCCGACGCCAAUGCUGUCAUGAGCACUUCCGCUGUCAUGGCUGACCUUCCUGGUCAGCAAGUUCCCGUGGCGGAAUCUCUGGGAGUAAUGAGCGGUAUUGAUAUCUCUCUAUCGGCAAUGUUAUCGAGAGUGUUCGAGGCUUCAAAGAAUCUGGAUGAUGUUGCUUUGCACCACUUGAUUGAUGCUCUAUGUAAAUUGUCCAAUGAGGCUAUGGAUCUGGCAUAUUCGAAUAGGGAGCCAUCAUUGUUCGCGGUGGCAAAACUUUUGGAGACAGGGCUGGCAAACAUGCAUAGGAUCGAAGUGAUGUGGAGACCUAUUACUAAUCAUUUACUUGAAGUGUGUCAACAUCCACACAUACGCAUGAGAGAAUGGGGAGUAGAAGCCAUCACUUACCUUGUCCAAGCCGCAUUUCAAUAUCAUCACAAUAACCCUGCGUUAGUUACAGAGGCCCGCGAGCGCCUUAUACUUGAACCACUAGCAGAAUUAUGUAAUGUACGUCAUUGCGACGUACGCGCUCGUCAGUUAGAAUGCGCGGCGAGAUUAUUACACUCCCGCGGGGAGCAGCUCGGUGCCGCUUGGCCCUUGAUGAUGGAGAUCAUUUCUGCUAUAUGUGAUCAACAUAGCGAACAAUUAGUACGGUCAGCAUUUCAAUGUGCGCAACUAGUAGCCGGAGACUUAUUAGGAUGUGCGGGACCCCGGUGCUUACGCCGUGUGCUAGCUGCCGCUGCGGCCUUUGCCAGGCAGACCAAGGAGCUCAAUAUUAGCCUUACAGCUGUUGGUCUUAUGUGGAAUAUAUCAGACUAUUUAUACCACAAGCGGGAUAAAUUGUCUGUGGCCCUCGCGAACGAAGCGGCCGCUUGUCCGGAAUAUCCCGAUUUACCACCUCUGGACAGACUUUGGAUGUGUCUUUACGUACGACUUAGUGAGCUAUGUACGGAACCGCGAGCUCCAGUGCGUCGUGCAGCCAGUCAGACAUUAUUCAGCUGUAUCGGAGCACACGGGACCCUAUUGAGCAAACCCGCGUGGAGAGCAUUACUUAAUAUACUCUUCCCUAUGUUGCAACAGGUACAAAAACAGUCGAACAUUGCGAGUUCGGAAAAAGUUGAUACAGGAGAACAUAUCUUGAUACAUCACACCAGAAACACAGCGCAGAAGCAAUGGGCCGAAACACAGGUUCUAACCCUAUCGGGUGUGUCUCGUGUGUUCCACUCGAGGUUCCAGUUAUUGACUUCCGUUGGGGAUUUCCAGAGGUCGUGGACGGCACUGUUAGACUUUAUUGUUGAUUUUGCACUAAGGAAGAGUCACGAGGUAUCAGUAGCAGCGUUAAAGUCAUUCCAAGAGGUGGUGACGGCAGCAGGUCGUGUUGAAAGUGAGAGUGCGGCCAGCAACAAACGCAUUUGGUCUGCUGCGUGGGCUGCUUGGACCAGUAUAGCGUCUAACCUGCAUUCUGAUACAGCCGCUAGGACAGUGCCAGAGGAGGGUAAACCUGUUGAGUUGUAUUCGCCAUCACUGAAUUUCCUUACUACUCUUGUGCAGAUCUUCCCUCUCAUCUUCCAACAUAUACGACCAUCUUUUACCCCAAAAGACGUAGAGCAACUCGGCCAAUGUCUAUGCAAAGUGUGCAGUGUUGAACCGUCCGCAUCCGCACUUGACGGCCUCGGUACGGGCACGCCCGCUAGUAUGCACGCGCUGCAUUGCCUCGACACUGUACAUAAGGAGGCCCUAGUCCGCCAUGAGUUAUUACCAGCGAUGUUCUCAGCACUAACAUCUCUUGCGGAUGUCGUAAGCUCCCAAGCGGCAGCAAGUGCCCGUUGUCUUUCCGCUGCCGCAGCGCUGUACCGGGCUGCGCCUGCGCCGAGUAAACAUAUUCUACCGCACUUACUGCAGGCUCUUCACACAGCAGUAAAGAAGUGCAGUCCUGAGAAACGAAGACGGAACAGCGAGAGAGAAAGAGAUCAACCGGAUGAGACGGCGCAAAUUGCUACAUUGUUGUUGCAGGUUCUGGCCACUGGGUUACCGUUAGCGAGAGAAAAGCCUGACGAUUACAAAGAGUUCUGGGAAAUAUUGCCCGGCGUGCUCGAAACGUUUAUGUUUGAACCACCUGUGGGGUGCGGCGGCCAAGCCCGUGAAGUCGUAUGUGUGAUCCGCGAUGAAGUGUUGGGCGGUUCCCCUCGAGCACCCGCCCAUGCCGCUAGACGCGCCCUGCAUCUCGUCAGAGCGGGAUCCAUGCAUGCCAACCACGCUGCUAAAAACGAGCAAGAACUACGGGAACGUGAGGAAUUUGCCCGAGCGUGCUUUGAGACUUUAUUGCAGUUCUCGAUGUUGGAAGAUGUCGAUUCUAUCGCAGCCGGAGAUGAAGACGCAGACCCACUAGCCAUAAUGCCACUUCUAGACCGGUUUCAAGAAGUCAUCUCGAAAUACAGUUCUGAAGACGAUUCAGAACCUUUAUCCAGACAUCAGCUGUCUGAGAUUUCGUUUGUCCUAAAAGCGAUAGCGACCCUCACUGAUGCCAUGAAGCGAGCGCCGCCCGCAAAAGUAGACGCUACGGCCUGGCAGAAGCUUAUAGGUAUAUACCCGCUGAUAGUGGGUCUGGCAGCGGGGGGACGUGCCUCGGGGCCCGGUGGUUCAGGGCCCGCAGUGCGAGAAGCCCUCCUGCAGUUCGGGGGUCUUCUCGCUGCGCCGCCCUAGCGCCUGCUUUACACCAUUCACAUAUAGAGCACGAGGCUUUAAAACCGUCGUCAGCCUGAACAAUCCUUGCUAGAGAUCAAAUAGAAUGGGUUCUGUCAGGUCUUAUGGGCCGUUUUCAGGUUUUAUUACGAAGUUCCGAAUUUAUGAAAGAAACCGUUAUUUUAAGGAAGAACAUUUUUUCGUCUGCGAAGGUGCAUGGCCGUUAUAAACACAACACUAUAUUAAAAUAGAAUCACAUACAUACAUAUUUCUGUUUUUUAAAAUCCAAUAAACUUAUUACGGGUUCAUCGUCGGGGGAAUCCACAAAUAUCUAAGAUACUUGAUAUCUAUUUCCAAUAUUAUGUUCGGUAACACUAAUUGCUAAUAUACUGAAAUCUGCACCUUGCGAAAUAUUUAGAUAAAAAAGUUGGAACUUUUACAACCAGCGAAUCGAAAGAAUAAGGCUCAGCCAUCCUUGACAGAAUCCAUUCGUGGCACUUAUAAUUUCUGGGCGAUUUUAGGCUAGGAUUCAAUGUUAAAAUUAGCUUAAGCCAAUAAAUAAUUUCGCCACUGAUAUUUUUGGCUGUGAAUUGGUGAUAUGGCUUAGUCGUUGAUUUAAUUCGGCUGACGACAUCAACCUGCUAUAGUGCAACGUGAAUAGACUAGUACGCGUAGUGCGAGAUUGUGUUGCAUAGUCAAUUCGAGUGAUCAUCGAAAUAGUGACGUUAGUGUAAUAAUUAAUCAUCUAAAGGCUUGUCGAAAUUGAGUUUUUGUGUAUACUUGAUUUGUAAAUUACAUUUGUAUGCAUUAUACUAAUAUUUCUACUUCCAUGAGCUAGUAUACAAAUAAAUUUUUGGCAGAACUGCGAUCUAAUUGAAUCUAAAGCUAAUUUUGAGUCUUCAAGUCAUUGUGUAACCAUAGAUAUAAUGAAAAUAAUAAAUUUUCCACUUAGUUAAUAUAAUUGCAGCAACUUCCAGACUAGUUAUAUGUGCAUAUUUUUGUUUAUCUAGAAAUUAUAUGUAGGUACAUGCUGUAUUCACAUUCCUGUUUGUGAGUUAUUUAAAAUUUCCCAAAAAAUCGGACAUAAGUAGUUAUAGGAAUACCUCAUAGAGGUUGCAUGCAUUAUUACUUUUAUACGAUAGAAGCUAGCAACACACUAGAUAUCCAUAGUUGUAUUUUAGUAAUAUUCAAUAUACAAUAUUUUCAGGACAAGUAAACGAAAGUAAAAUUUUGCUUAGACAGAAUUUAUUAGUCAGUAGGUAUAUGGAAUAGACUGAACGAUUUAUGCACAGAUAUUCCAGCAAUUAUGAAACAAAAAGUUAAUCUGGAAUUCUAUCUUGACUGGUACGUAACAAGUCAUCUUCGACUUCUCUACAAGAUGGACUAUUUUCACUCAGUUUAUUCCAUGUUUCCUGUCUAUGAUAUUAAGUAGAUGACAUGCUAAUAAAUAGAUUAGUAGUUGGCCUAAAUAGGUUUUUAGUGUGCUCUAUAAUUUGUAAUUUAUUUUCAUAUAAUUGUGUUGUAAACUGAGUUACCGAAGUUUAUGAAAUUGUAAUGCAAUAAUGAAUACUCUUAAGGAUUAACUGUUUGUUGUAAUUAUGAACGUUAUUUUUAAAUAUUCUAUUUAAGUUAUUCGUUUGUG
Molecule: messenger RNA, 6609 nt
Organism: Pieris brassicae (large cabbage white)
Lineage: Eukaryota; Metazoa; Arthropoda; Insecta; Lepidoptera; Pieridae
Gene: mon2
Product: protein MON2 homolog
Exons: 39
Coding region: 93-4988 (1631 amino acids)
Source: RefSeq, a predicted model, not a curated record